This is a messenger RNA of Chaetomium globosum CBS 148.51, 1998 nucleotides long. RefSeq lists its product as uncharacterized. Gene Ontology annotation, molecular function: catalytic activity. Lineage: Eukaryota; Fungi; Ascomycota; Sordariomycetes; Sordariales; Chaetomiaceae. The record is from RefSeq and is a predicted model, not a curated record. The transcript is spliced from 3 exons. The coding region runs from base 1 to 1998 and encodes 665 amino acids.
AUGGAAUGGUUUCGCUUCAUCCGGGAAAUCAUUUGGCACAAUACCGGGUUCGAUUCAUUGAGGAAACUCACCCCUUUCAUCGAGGAGUAUGAGCCGUGGUUUGAACCGCAGGUCGUGCCAAGCCCGGCGACGAUAGGGAGCAGCGAGGACGACGGGAACGCGAGGACGGAAGAAGAUGAAACAGAGGCUCCGUUGGCCGCUUACCCCAAGGCCAAGUACUACUCAGUUUCCGACUACCGCAAACUGUAUCUCUCGGGCACCCUGACGCCAACCGAUGUCGCCGAGGUCCUCUUACCUUUGAUCCGGCGGGACGUCCCCAACCCAACCGAGCAUUCAACAGCAUUCUUCGAAACGCGAGUGGAUAAGGUUCUGGCCGCAGCGAGAGAGUCGACUCAGCGGUACAAAGAGGGCCGCUCCCUCGGGCCACUGGACGGGGUACCCACGGCAGUCAAGGACGAAUACGAUAUCGAGGGCUACCGCACCUCCCUCGGCUCGCGGAACACCUACUACUCCCCAGACGAGGAUCACGGCACAUCGUGGUGCGUUGAGAAACUGGAAGCUGCGGGCGCCAUCAACCUCGGCAAGUUGUCAAUGCACGAGUUCGGCCUCGACACCACGGGCAACAACCCAAUCCACGGCACACCUCGCAACCCGCACAACCGCCACUAUUACACCGGAGGUUCCUCUUCGGGCACCGCUUACGCCGUCAGCGCGGGCCUGAUCCCCAUCGGCCUAGGCAGCGACGGCGGAGGCAGCAUCCGCAUCCCGUCCAGCCUCUGUGGCGUCUUCGGCCUCAAGCCGACCCACGGCCGCCUGUCCUUCCGCCCCGGUCCCAACGUCUGCAUAACCUGCGCCUGCCUGGGCCCCAUCGCCGCCGACAUCUCCUCCCUCGCCGCCGUCUUCUCCGUCAUCUCCGCACCGCACUCCUCCUCCCCCUUUCCCCCGCUCCCAACCCCGCUCUCCCUUGGCACCCCUCGCCCCAACGACCCCAAAAUCCUCGGCAUCCCCCAAGCCUGGAUCGCGCGCUCCACCCCGACCAUCCAAGCCCUCUGCAACCGCCUCAUCCGCCAGCUCGUCACCACGCACGGCUACACCACCGUCGACAUCACCAUCCCCUUCCUGCGCGAGGGGCAGCUCGCGCACGCCCUGACCGUGCUCACCGACGCCGCGACCCUGCUCCCCAACCCGCGCGGGCUCACCGCCGCCAACCGCGUCCUGCUCGCGCUGGGGCGCGUCACCCCCGCGACCGACUACCUGCUCGCGCAGAAACUGCGCCGCCUGCUGAUGCAGCACCUGGCGUGGCUGUGGCAGCAGCACCCGGGCAUGUUGAUCGUCACGCCGACGACGGCGUGCGAAGGGCUGCCGAUCGUGGAUGAGCGCGCGGAGAUGCGCUGGGGGGUCAAUGAUGGCGAUCGCACGAUGCAGAGCAUGGAGUAUGUGUGGAUGGCGAACUUUUGUGGCCUGCCGAGUCUGAGCGCGCCGGCGGGGUUUGUGCCGGGCCGGGGCGGGACGCCGGAUGUGCCGGUUGGGGUGAUGGCGAUGGGGGAGUGGUGCGCUGAGGAGCAGCUGUUGAGGUUUGGGAGGGUGUUGGAGGAGGUUGGGGCGGAGAGACGGAGGCGGCCGGGAGUGUGGGUGGAUGUGGUUGAGGAGGCCUUCUUUCUAGCUUGCCUUGUUUGUCGGGGACUCGAACUCGUCACCCCGCGCAUGUUCCCUGAGCCUGCCUACAGCCACCAUCAAGUAAUACACCAGAAAUCCACCCAGAAGUCGUGCCAUGGCCGACAUUGCAACCAUAACCGGCACCAGCAAAUGGGUUGGAUGGCUGCGCUCCGCUUUUAUUGGUUGCCGAGAUGGAGGGAUUAUGCAGAGGAGCAGGCCAGCGCCUACACAAAGGGGGUUGCUGGCUUGUGUGAAGCUGCCCUCAAAGUGUGCUCCAGACGAAAGAGGUGGCAAUUGCCCCUGAACAUGGUUGCGAGGUGGGGCCGAAGCCCCAGACAUUGA